AUGCAACGAAGAAAACAUAAAGAAGAUGACAACUUGAUUACAGAGGAGGAAGAUCUCAACGAAUUUGGUUACGGGAGCUUCAAAAAGAGUUCUGAGCCACAAACAAAAGACGAUAUUUAUGGAACUGUAGAACUACCUGAGAAGCCUAUCAAGCUGUCUAGUUAUGAAACUGUAGGUUAUGACUCUGUGCUGAAGAUACAGGAUGACAAAAGAUCUGUACAUAAUGUGAAGGAUGAUAAGCCAAGGAGAAUAACCAUUACCUCCCUAGAGAUCCCACAGUGGAAUAAACAAACACUAGUAGGCCAUGUUGUCAAGAGCACUGCGAACUUCUUCAGCGAUGAGAAAACCAGGAUAGACUUCAUACUUGUAUGGGAAUCUGAUCAUCACAAUUGGGAAGGUCAAAGUGAAGAAGCUGAGACACAGAAAUCCAGGCAAAAGAGAUCUAUGGAGUUGCAUAGGGUCUGGCGAGAGAAGUUUCUGAAUAAACUCCAGAUGGCAGGUCUCAAAAUGGAAAAGCACGUAGCCCAGAAUGCAAAGAAGCUGGUACAUUUUGUAUUGCUAAGUGCGCCCUGGAGUGUCCUCUGUUAUUAUGCCGAGGAUCUCAGGCUGAGAGUUCCUUUGCAGGUUGUGCCCAAUCAGGAUGUAACUAACUGGUCUCACAGGAUUCUGCUAAAACUGGGCAUCUCUAAUCUGCUUCAUGAUGAGGUUCCUGACCUUCCUGUGGAUUAUUAUACCUGUCAUUUUAAGGCAAAUAAAUUACCCUGGUUUCUUGGGAGUGAUAACCAUGAGACAUUCUUCAGUAGCACACAACGGCACAGAAUACUCUAUGAGAUCCUGGCGACUACAUCAUAUGGCAACCCCAAAGCAGGGCAGGUUGGAAUAGAAAGACUUCUGAGUGAGAAUGUCUUCACAGCUGCAUUUCCAAUGCAUGAUGGUCCCUACAAGAUGCCAUCGGAAGAGAUGGUCCCCCCUCCACUGAAUCAGAGACAGAUUCUUUUCCACUACUGGGCCCAGUGGAGUAAGUGGAAGAAGUACCAGCCUUUGGACCACAUCAGGAGGUACUUUGGGGAGAAGAUUGCUCUCUACUUUGCCUGGCUUGGUUUCUACACUGGGUGGCUUCUACCAGCAGCUGUUGUGGGAACAAUAGUCUUCAUCAUAGGCAUCUUUAUGAUGUUUGAUGAUAUUCCUACGCAGGAGAUCUGUACCAGUGGUGGUAAAUAUCAGAUGUGCCCACUCUGCAAAGUCUGCCCUUACUGGAACCUCUCCAGCAUCUGCCCAAUGUUUCAGGCUGGUCGUCUCUUUGACCAUGGUGGGACUGUCUUCUUUAGCAUCUUCAUGUCUCUGUGGGCAGUUACAUUUCUUGAGUACUGGAAGCGAAUGAAUGCUACUUUAACAUAUCGCUGGGACUGUUCAGACUUUGAAGAUAUUGAGGAACGUCCACGCCCCGAGUUUACUGCCAUGGCCCCUAUGACAACUCGAAAUCCAAUUACUGGAGAGGAAGAACCUUAUUUCCCCAAGCAGAACCGUUUCAAAAGAAUCAUGGCUGGAUCAACGGUCAUCAUCAUGAUGAUUGCUGUUGUGGUGAUGUUUCUCAUUUCCAUCAUCCUUUACCGGGCCAUCAUUGCUGUAGUCGUAUCCAGGUCUGGGAAUUUCCUUGUUGUGGCUUCGGCUUCUCGUAUUGCUAGCAUCACAGGCUCAGUGGUGAACCUCAUCUUCAUUCUUAUCCUCUCCAAAAUUUAUAUUGCACUGGCACGUUUUCUUACCAAGUGGGAGAUGCACCGUACCCAGACCAUGUUUGAAGAUGCCUUCACCUUUAAGGUGUUUGUCUUUGAGUUUGUCAACUUCUACUCCUCUCCUAUCUACAUUGCCUUCUUUAAAGGCAGGUUUGUAGGUUACCCAGGCCACUACACCACACUGCUGGGCAUCCGUAAUGAGGAUUGUGGUCCAGGUGGCUGCCUCAUUGAACUUGCCCAGGAGCUGCUGGUCAUCAUGGUGGGAAAGCAAAUAAUUAAUAAUGUGCAGGAGAUCAUCAUACCGAAGUUGAAAACAUGGUGGCAUAAGCGAGGCCAUCUCUCCCAAAGGAGUAAGAAAGGUCGAGAAAAUCUCAUCAAACAGCUCUGGGAGAGUGAUUAUGAACUGCUGCCCUAUGUUGGGCUCUUUGAUGAAUACUUGGAAAUGGUCCUACAGUUUGGCUUCAUUACCAUCUUUGUGGCUGCCUGCCCUCUGGCACCACUUUUUGCCUUGCUCAACAAUUGGGUGGAGAUUCGCUUGGAUGCCCAGAAGUUUGUUUGUGAAUACCGACGUCCAGUGGCAGAACGAGCCCAAGGCAUUGGUAUCUGGUUCCAUAUUCUAGAGGUCAUCACACAUUUGGCAGUCAUUAGCAAUGCCUUCCUGAUUGCCUUCACAUCUGACUUUCUCCCUCGGUUAUAUUACCAAUAUACUACUAGCAGCGAUCUACAGGGCUACAUUGAUUUCACCCUGGCCUAUGCCCCUAAAUCUUAUGUUGCAGAGUACAAUGUCACAUGCAGAUACCGAGCCUACCGAGAACAAAGUGGCAGAUAUUCACUUGCCUACUGGAAUCUACUGGCAAUUCGUCUUGGUUUCAUAAUUGUAUUUGAGCAUGUAGUUUUCUUCAUUGCACGCAUGAUAGAUAUGAUGGUGCCUGACAUCCCAGAAGUGGUGGAAAUAAAAGUGAAGCGAGAACAAUAUCUAGCAAAACAAGCUCUGGCUGAAAAUAAGGCCCUCAUUGAGGUGAUAGAUGUGAGAAAUCCAACCCCUCUGGCAGAAAAGGCACCAUAGUGGAAAACUCAAGAAUCAGACAAGGUGACUACAAUUUGUCCUGGCCAGUUUGUGAAGUUUUAAAGAAGCAGGCUUCAUGGGUGGAAGACAAAGCAGUGGCCCAGCUUUUAAUUUCCCAUACUGUAGAACUAUACUGAAAACUUUUGGGAAUUUGCCCUUGGGAAUUAUACCUGUCUUCCAGUCAAUGUAGCUUCCAAAAAGUCUUUGUGAAGAAAAGUUGUGUGGUAGUGGAAGUACAAAACAAACUGUGACAGCAGAUUAAACCAACCAGCCCAGCAGCCAAGUUUUCAGUUGCUCUUUUAAGUGAAGAGAUUUUAGUGUUUCCCCCACUCUUUCACUACCACCAAAUGAAGAAGUACUUCCAUAACUAUAAAAGUGUCUAAGUCUAUCAGAAAGAAUGGAUUAGGACUGUGCUCUUCUCCUAUUUGUUGUGGGGGGGGGGGGGAAAUCCUGUGAAACAUCAGGCAAGACUUUUCCAAAGAGUGAGAGCUGUUAUCAUAACCCUACCACAUUUGAAAAUGAACUAAGUGCAGAUUAUUGUGUAGUCUUCUUAGCAUGUGAGGAUAAGCUUAAUAUAGAUUACUGACUAAGAAGAGGGCAAUUGUGAGAUGGCUUGUGCUCAGCUACAUAAGGUACCUGUUCUUCCCUUCCCCCUGCAAAAACAAUACAGGACUGUAAUUAUGUUUAGUGCAUCCAUCUGGAGUUUACUAGUAAUGUGACCCAUGUCACACGGAUCUUAAUCAUGCCUGAAGAAUCCCCCCCCC
Messenger RNA from Sceloporus undulatus (fence lizard), 3563 nucleotides. It is a transcript of the gene ANO7, whose product is annotated as anoctamin 7. Gene Ontology annotation, molecular function: chloride channel activity; protein dimerization activity. The transcript is spliced from 23 exons. Gene Ontology annotation, biological process: calcium activated phospholipid scrambling; chloride transmembrane transport. Gene Ontology annotation, cellular component: plasma membrane. The coding region runs from base 1 to 2799 and encodes 932 amino acids. NCBI's taxonomy places the organism in Eukaryota, Metazoa, Chordata, Lepidosauria, Squamata, Phrynosomatidae. The record is from RefSeq and is a predicted model, not a curated record.